Messenger RNA from Aureobasidium pullulans EXF-150, 1064 nucleotides. RefSeq lists its product as uncharacterized. The record is from RefSeq and is a predicted model, not a curated record. Bases 152 to 1006 code for a protein of 284 amino acids. NCBI's taxonomy places the organism in Eukaryota, Fungi, Ascomycota, Dothideomycetes, Dothideales, Saccotheciaceae. The transcript has a single exon.
AUUUACUUGCUCUGCGAGAGCUCACUGAUCUCCUUAUAAUGUCUGCUCUUCGAGUAUCCCCCCUUUCUCUUCUUCGUAUCGCUCCAUCGACUGUGUCACCCAUCAAAAAACAUCUUGCAUUGCAGCAGUUUUAUUCUUCAUACCAGUCAAAAUGUCGACCUCUACUUCUUCUCUCGUUUCACGAACCCCCUCGCCAGCACCAACUACCCCUGCUUCAACGCCACCAUCAAGCCCUGAGCAGCAGCAGCAAGGCCAACAACAACAACAACACCGCCAACGACCGUCCCCUGGAUCGAUAUGGUUUAUGCCUCUUGGCACUCCAGUCUUGUUUGCUACGGAAGCAGUCUGUGGCCAGCCGGGGAACCACCCCGUCUUAGUUCUGCCGGACCACCCCUCCUCCCCGUUCGUCAACGUCCUAUUUCUCACGACAAUAAACACGGUCCAACGCUGUAACAAGAAGGAUUGGGCCUCAAAUUACCUGCCCAUCGAAGAGCAGCUGCAUCCCUUUAGGGACCCUGUCUCGCUUGCUUCCGGCUCUGCUACCCUGAGAUCACCAAGCAGUAUCAACGUGGGCUGUGUCUACACAAUCGAAAGAGACUGCCUCAGGGAGCUUAAUUUUAGGAAUCCAAGUUCGGGCGCUCCCACCUUGUCGGAGGCCGCGAUGGAAACGGUCCUGCAUUACACCGCGAACAAGUUUCACGACCAUGAUGCGCCGUGGAAGCCGCACGCAAAGCAGUAUCGCCCCGAGGCUGCUGUUUCUGCACCUCCGGUCUCGGUCGCCGCCCCUGUCGUCGCCGCCCCUAUCGUGGGGCUUAUCGCUGCCCCAGUCGCUGCCGUUGUGUCCUACGCAUCGGUGGCCAGCCAGGCUCCUAUCGUUACUGUCGAGGCAUCCGUGUCUCCUCAGGUUAACGCGGCUGUUGGCGUAAAGCGUAAGCUCUCACCUGGGGCUAAAGUGUUCCGACCCUCUAAGCAGAGGGUGCACCUUGUUUCCAGCGCGACAGCUUGAACGAGAAUUGCUUAGGUUUCUCUACACCUCUUUCUCUCCUUAGGUACUCUGACCUGGC